UUAGCGAAAGCGGUUGGCGCAAUAAUUUAGCUUUUUAACUCCUUUUAUAUUAAAAAUAAGUCGAAAGUGUUUGAAACAGCAUUUAACGUUAGCAGUGGUGAGGGCGUAAUAACCAAACAGUCGCAACAUGGCUGCUGUGGUAGUUUUAAAAGUUUAAAACUGACGUGUGACAAGUUUUUUUAUGUGAAAGCUAGCUUGUGUGUGGAGUUUAACGUCAAGUCGCCUCCACAGCACCCUAAACACGGCUCUGUUGGCCCGAGCAACCGUGUGCAUCCCUUUUUCCCCUCUACUCAUCACUGCUGUGGAUUUUUAUCUAUUUUUUAGUUACUUGUAUUAUUUUACUCUGGACAACUGUGGCAUCUUGAGCAUCGUUAGCGUGAGUGGCGUUCAAGGACCGCUGGCUUUGAGCUAAACAUGCAUUUUUCCAUACCCGAAACGGAGGUGCGUUCGGGAGAAAAUGGAUCUACCUAUGUGGUCUGUCACUUCUCUGUCACAUAAUUUGCAGUCUGGAAUCCUUCCCAUCCGCUUGUUUGGACAGAUGACUCAGGAUAAAUAUUCAAUAGAGACAGCGGGGAGAGAAGAUUAAAGUACACGGCGUCCCUCGACACCCCGAAGGGGGGGUAAUCAGCUGUUUCUGCAAGCAGGCAGAACGCACUUCCUGCGAUCCAUGCAAGUGUACGCGGAUCCAUGGGGGAGGAAAAAUAUUAUCAUCCAAAACAAACACCCCUCACAUUUUCAGCAAACAUAUACAGCUUACAACAUUCACGUCAACGGCGUACUUCACUGUCGAGUUCGCUACAGCCAACUCCUCGGCCUACACGAGCAGAUCAAGAAGGAAUACGGCAGCAACGUGGUGCCGUCCUUCCCCCCAAAGAAGAUCUUCACUCUGACGCCCGCCGAGGUGGAGCAGAGGCGGGAGCAUCUGGAGAAGUACAUGCAGGCGGUACGCCAGGAUCCACUGCUUGGAGCCAGCGAGUUGUUCAACAGCUUCCUAAGGAAAGCACAGCAGGAGACGCAGCAGAUUCCCACAGAGGAGGUGGCCCUGGACAUCUGCCUCUCCAACGGCCAGAAGGUCACGGUCAACAUUCUCAGCUCGGAUCAGACAGAGGACGUCCUGGAUGUGGUCGCAAGCAAACUGGACCUCCCAGAAGAAAUGGUGGGCUACUUCAGUCUCUUCCUUGUCCGUGAGGGGGAAGAAGGAGGACUCACAUUUGUACGGAAGCUGCAGGAAUUUGAGCUGCCCUACGUGUCCAUCACCAGCCUGCGCAGCUCUGAAUUCCACAUACUCUUACGGAAAAGCUAUUGGGACAUGGUGUACGAUGGUGAUGUCAUGGACAACAGAGUUGGCCUGAACUUGCUUUACGCACAGACGGUGUCUGACAUCGAGCGAGGCUGGAUGCUCGUCAACAAAGACCAGCACAGGCAGCUCAAGUCACUGCAGGAGAAAGGCUCCAAGAAAGAAUUCAUCAACCUGGGCCAGACGCUGAAAUACUAUGGCUACAUCAAGUUCGACCCGUGCGUCACUGACUUCCCCGAGAAGGGCUGCCAGGUCAUCGUGGGCGCGGGCAACAACGAGCUCAACUUCCACGUCAAGCUGCCCAACGAGCAGAUGAAGGAGGGCAGCUUCAAGGUCACGCGUAUGCGCUGCUGGAGAGUCACGUCCUCUCAAGUCCCGGUAGCGAACGGCACCAACAACCCGUGCACGUUGUCCAAGUGCGACGUCAAGCUGGAGCUGGCCUUCGAGUACCUGAUGAGCAAGGACCACCUCCGCUGGGUCACCAUCACCAGCCAGCAGGCUAUCAUGAUGAGCAUCUGCCUUCAGUCUAUGGUGGACGAAUUGAUGGUGAAGAAGUCAGGCGGCAGCAUCAAAAAGAUGCUGAGGAAACGACACAACGGAUCCAUCCAGCGGCCCGACUGCCAGCAAUCUGUCAAGUUGCCCCCUCUACUGGACUCCCCUGACCAGAGCCGUGAACAGAUCAUCAAACUAUCAACCAAGCUGAGCUCGGUGUCGCUGCGAGGGAUCAGCGCCUCCAACUCGGCCAACGACAUCAGCGGAACGGAUUUCCACGGCAACUACGCUUUCGAGGGGAUCGGGGAUGACGACCUGUAGCCCCCCCCACCCCCCACCCCACCCCACCCCACCCCACCAAGCAAAGGUCACGCUAACACAAGUAUCUUCAUUCUUGCAGGGUUGUAGCGUCCACACCCACAAGCCAACUGUUGGCGCUUUUCAAACAGCCGUCAUGGUCAUGUGAUGCUUUUCGUGCAUUUGACAGCAAAGCGAGAGCACGAGUCAUCACACGGAAGCUAGAAAACCUGAACGUGUCGACAGCCCAGUGGCGCGUCUGGCGGAGGGGGGUCCCACGUGCCAAAAUGACAUUUAUCAUCAUUUGUGACGACACUCACUAGCCACUAAAUUAGGCAGGUGUGUAGUAGUAAUGCUCAUUUAUGGGGCGUACCCGAUGUUGCGGGUCACUCUGAUGCCUUACGUAGUUGUUGUUGUCGUCGGCGUGGCAUCCAGCAUGAUCUCUCCGAAACGCGCUUUGGUCGCUGCUGCUUGCACUUUGCUCACUAUUGCGCGGUGGUGGUGGUGGGGGGGCUUUGGAAAUCCAUUUUAGCUUUUUUUUUUUUUUUUUUUUUUAAAGGUUUCUCAUAAAUGCCAAAUUAUAGUUUACUAAAGCAUUUUGCACACAAGAUAUUAUGUCACUUUAAAAAAAAAAAAAAAAAAGUACAUGCAAUGAAAGUAUUCUGAACAUUUACUAGUAUCAAGUAGCUUAGUGGAGUCCAAUAGAACAAAUAUAACCUGCAGCUGUGUGUACUAUAGAGCAGAAACGAACUAACGCCUGUCAUUGUUUACAUUGUUGUUAGUUUACAUUGGUAUUUUAUUUGUAUCAGUCAUCGUGCCAAUCAUCUCAGAGGACUCAUCCAAUCAAAGGUGCUUUUGGAGGGCGAGCAAAGUCCUUGCGUUGCUGGCAACAAAAUGAACACAUUUCCAGACGUUUCUUUUGCUGCGAUGCCUUUUUUUUUGGUCGUCUUCUGUCAUCCGUGUUUUGUCGUGAACGCUCGCAAAGGAGGUGCCAAAUGACUUUUUUUUUUCUUUAAAAGUGCUAAUUUCAUUUUAGCAGCAAGCUCAGUGGCAAAAUAAAACCUCUGAAACGA
Dunckerocampus dactyliophorus (ringed pipefish) is the source of this 3159-nucleotide messenger RNA. RefSeq names its product sorting nexin 17 (gene snx17). Bases 668 to 2110 code for a protein of 480 amino acids. Gene Ontology annotation, biological process: signal transduction; intracellular protein transport. Gene Ontology annotation, molecular function: phosphatidylinositol binding. Lineage: Eukaryota; Metazoa; Chordata; Actinopteri; Syngnathiformes; Syngnathidae. The transcript has 16 exons. Gene Ontology annotation, cellular component: early endosome. The record is from RefSeq and is a predicted model, not a curated record.